Messenger RNA from Egretta garzetta (little egret), 3252 nucleotides. RefSeq names its product tyrosine kinase with immunoglobulin like and EGF like domains 1 (gene TIE1). The record is from RefSeq and is a predicted model, not a curated record. Bases 28 to 3252 code for a protein of 1074 amino acids. Gene Ontology annotation, cellular component: signaling receptor complex. Gene Ontology annotation, biological process: protein phosphorylation; multicellular organism development; positive regulation of kinase activity. Gene Ontology annotation, molecular function: protein binding; ATP binding; transmembrane receptor protein tyrosine kinase activity. NCBI's taxonomy places the organism in Eukaryota, Metazoa, Chordata, Aves, Pelecaniformes, Ardeidae. The transcript has 21 exons.
GCCAGAUUCGAGACACGCUCCAAGGACAUGGGACUCCAAGUUUAUCUUCUGCUUCUCCUCCCAUGGCUGGCAGGGGCCAUCCUGGACAUCACCCUGAUCGCCAACGUGCAGAGCCUGUCCCACUCCGACUUCUUCCUCUCCUGUGUCAUGGGGGAACGCGACGUGAGCUACCUGCAGAUCGAGCGGGAGAACAAGAUCGUGAUGACGCACCCCAGGACGGGCUUCCAAAACUACCGCAACCACAGCAACCACGUCCAGGCCAGGGGUUUCUCCAUGGCCGACCUGGUGGGGAUCCUCUACUGCCUGGGGCGUACCCCAACCGAGCAGGCCCAGGUGGUCUACGUGCACAACAGCCACAAUGCCCACCUCUUCCCGGUGAAGGCCACGCAGUCUGUGAAUGUCGCUGAACCGGCCACCUUCUCUGCCAGGGUCCUCAAGAGGAAGGAGACAGACGUUAUGUGGAAAAGAAAUGGCACCUACUACCAGACCACGGACCGGGGCGAGGUGAGGGGUGACCUUGUCACCCUGACACUCCCCAACGUCAGCGUGAGCGAAAAUGGGGUCUACAGUGCCACGUUCAUGGGGGACAGCCCUCUGUGGAGCGCCUUCUACCGCCUGAUCGUGCGAGCCUGCCCCGCAAAGAAAUGGGGACCAUCCUGCAAGAAGGACUGUCCUGACUGCCUGAACGGUGGCGUCUGCCACGACCACGUCGGCGAAUGCAUCUGCCCUCCCGGGUUCACGGGCACCCGCUGCGAGCGAGACUGGUUCCCCCAGAUCAUCCAACUGGCCUCAGAGCUGGAGUUCAACCUGGGCUCGGAGCCUGUCAUCAGCUGCGUGGCCACUGGCAACCCGCUGCCAGCCAGCGACAGCGUGGAGCUGCGCAAGGCUGAUGGCACCGUGCUCAAGCUCAUCAAAGCCAUCAUCGAGCCAGGGCAGAUCACCUGCGAGUUUCAGGUGCGGCACCUGACGAAGGCAGACACAGGGCUCUGGGAGUGCCGGGUCUCCACGACUGGGGGCCAGGACAGCCGGAAAGUCAAGGUCAACAUCCGAGUGCCGCCAGCACCCCUGAGCCCCCCGCGGCUGCUGGCCAAGCAGAGCCGCCAGCUCGUGGUGUCACCCGUGGACUGCUUCUCCGGUGACGGACCCAUUGUGUCCAUCAAGCUGCUCUACAAGCCCAAGGACGACACCUCAGCGUGGUCAUCCAUUGUGGUUGACAACAGCGAGAACAUCACCCUCAUGAACCUCCGUCCGGUGACCGCCUACGUUGUCAAGGUGCAGCUGAGCCGGCCGGGGGAUGGUGGGGAGGGCAGCAAGGGGCCCGAGGCCAUCAUGGUGACCGAGUGCCUUGAGCCCACAGUCAAGCCUGUGAUUGAAGGCUGGUCCAUAGAGGAGAAAAACACACUUCACAUCAAUUGGAAACUGCCAAGUAACCACGAGCCGGCACAUGGGUUCAUCGUCCGCCUCUUUGACUCUGCGAAGCGGCUGGUCUGUGAGAAAAAUAUCACAUCUAUCUCUGUGCUCUCCGCCCGCAUCGGGGACCUGGAGUUCAACAAGGAGUAUGGGCUGGAGGUACUGGUCUACCACUGCGCUAGCCUGGGGCCCCCCUCCGACCUCUACAGGGUCAUGAUCAACAGCAAAGGGCCCUCCUCCCCACGGUCGCUUUCGGCAGAGUCCGUGUCUGACACUGCCAUCAGGCUCUCCUGGCAGGUCCCCGAGUACCCAAAUGGGGGCAUCACCAAGUACAUUGUGGAGCUGCAGCAGGUGGGGGGCACUAGCGAGCCCCAGUGGAUCGACACUGACAGUGGCGCCGAGACCACCAAGAUCGUUGGAGGCCUCAACGCCAGCACCAGCUACCAGUUUCGUGUCCGGGCCAACUCCCAUGUUCCGGGGGAGUGGAGCCAGCCCGUGAAAGCCAAGACCUUGGGGGACGGAGCGCUGAGCGUGCCACCCAGCCUGGGCAGCCAGAGCACCGAGCAGGCGGGAAUAGACCAGCAGCUGCUCUUGGCCAUCGUCGGCUCCGUGUCCGUCACCUGCCUCACCAUCCUCUUUGCCCUCCUGGCGCUUUUCCUCAUCAAGAAGAAUUUUUUCCACCGGCGCCGCACCUUUACGUACCAGUCUGGCUCGGUGAGUGCUGCCUGCCCCUCCAGGACCAUGUCCCCAGCUCCCCACGUUCCGGCCCGAUCCAGGUCACGCUCCGUAGCCUCCAGUCCAGACGCAGCCAGACCUCACUGCCACAUGGAGAGGGGGGAAGAGACCAUCCUGCAGUUCAAUUCGGGGACCUUGACCCUGACACGCCGGCCCAAGCCGCAGCCUGAGCCCCUCAGCUACCCCAUUCUGGAGUGGGAAGACAUCAAGUUUGAGGAUAUGAUUGGGGAGGGCAACUUUGGGCAGGUCAUCAGGGCUAUGAUCAAAAAGGACGGCCUGAAAAUGAACGCGGCCAUCAAGAUGCUGAAAGAGUUUGCUUCGGAGAAUGACCAUCGGGACUUUGCCGGGGAGCUGGAGGUGCUGUGCAAACUGGGCCAUCACCCCAACAUCAUCAACUUGCUGGGUGCCUGCGAGAACAAGGGCUACCUGUACAUCGCCAUCGAGUAUGCUCCCUACGGAAACCUCCUCGACUUCCUCCGCAAAAGCCGAGUCCUGGAGACGGACCCGGCCUUUGCCAAGGAGCACGGCACUGCCUCCACCCUCACCUCCCAGCAGCUCCUCCAGUUUGCUUCGGACGUGGCCAAGGGGAUGCAGUACCUGAGCGAGAAGCAGUUCAUUCACAGGGACCUGGCAGCCAGGAAUAUCCUGGUGGGAGAAAACCUGGCCUCCAAGAUUGCCGACUUUGGCCUCUCCAGAGGGGAGGAGGUCUAUGUGAAGAAGACAAUGGGCCGCUUGCCGGUUCGCUGGAUGGCCAUUGAGUCCCUGAACUACAGCGUGUACACCACCAAGAGCGAUGUGUGGUCGUUUGGCGUCCUGCUCUGGGAGAUCGUCAGCUUGGGGGGGACGCCGUACUGCGGGAUGACAUGCGCCGAGCUCUACGAGAAGCUGCCCCAGGGCUACCGCAUGGAGAAGCCACGCAACUGUGACGAUGAGGUGUACGAGCUGAUGAGGCAGUGCUGGCGUGACCGCCCCUACGAGCGCCCGCCCUUCGCCCAGAUCUCCAUGCAGCUCAUCCGCAUGCUGGAGGCCAGGAAGGCCUACGUGAACAUGGCCCUGUUUGAGAACUUCACCUAUGCGGGGAUCGAUGCCACUGCCGAGGAGGCAUGA